UCACAGUAGGCUAUUGUUUCAAUGGCUUCAUUAAUCGUACAACGAGACAAUCUGAUUGGAGGACGAUUCAUUGAAAGUUAUUGCGCCUGGUCUAUAAUCUUAGCACGGUGUGUGUGGUUUAUUGAUCUCUGUUAGUUAAUUUCACUGCGUCGAAAGCGAAGCAACGUCUGAUUUUCAUCUCCAAGCAACAGUCACUUAAAAAGGCAAGGGAACGAUGGCUGUCAUCUUAGAAACGCUCAGCGUUAAGAAGUUAUUAGCUUUAGGUGUUUGCGCCGUUGCUAUCCUAUGCACUUUCUUCUUUAUUGGAGGCACGAAAGCUCCUCCUCCUACAAAUGCCAUGCCACAUAUCGCAACUGUAUGUAACGGCAAGAACACAGAAGCACCUUUGGAUCCCUGGUCAUGUACCAAAGUGGAUCUACAAAAGGCAAUGGAAGAUAGAUCUAUUAACCCUCAAGACAUAGUGUUUGCUUUUCAAUUUCCACAUCGUGGUUUAGAGAUGUCUCGUUGGCAUCAAUUUUUGGCACUGUCUGUACAAAUGAAGUUGGAAUACAACAAAGAUAAUCCUUACAAAACCACCAAAGAUGGUUACCCAAUCUGGACAUUUGAAGCAAAGCUUUACUACAAGGACAAUAAUGAAACUGCAGAUUGGAAUCUGCUGGCUAAAUCUACUGAGGAGCGAGAGCUGGUUUGUCAUUAUAAGGGCGAUAAAAGUGAAGGAGGUUACUAUAAUUGCGACGACUUGCCAUUCUUUGAGAUCGGCAGUGUGUUCUACAACUAUUACCUUGUAAAUGUACGAUUGCCUGGAUAUAGAUCCAAAAAUAGAGGAAUUGGCCAAGUUUCUGGACUUGAGUUUGUAGAGAUUCAUCAAAAUGGAGGUUUUACUCAAAUGUGGUUCACAAUGAAGAGUGUUGUUGCUCCGGUCAGCAUCAUUCUCCUUGUGUGGUUUGCAAUGAGAGUAAAGAAGCUGCGAAGAGAAAUCCUUCUYUUAGAAAAGACAUUAUUUAUGCUAGGAUUUAUUACGGCGUUUUURAAUCUACCACUGGAAUGGAUGACGCUGUAUGCCAACAUGCCGUUCAUGCUUCUCUUCACUGAUAUUCGACAAGGAUUAUUUUACGCAAUGUUGAUGUGUUUCUGGGUAAUUUUUACUGGAGAGCAUUUACUGGAUCAAGCAGAAAGGAAUAAGAUCAAGGCAUAUCUGCCCCAAGUGUGCUUUAUCGGAUUUGGUGGAUUUUGCUUGCUUGUGUUUGAUGUUUGUGAAAGAGGUUAUCAGCUACACAAUCCAUUCUUCAGCAUUUGGGCGACAAAACUUGGAAGCGACUUAGCUUAUGGAUUCAUUAUCUCGGCUGGUGUUUGCGCGUCUUUGUAUUUCUUGUUCCUGCUCGUGUUGGUUGUCAAGGUUUUCUUAAACAUUCGAGGAAAAAGAGCAACGUUUAAGAAUAUGUCCAGGGCACGACGCCUUAACUACGAGGGUCUUAUAUUUCGUUUCGAGUUCUUGAUGGUUGUGACACUGUUGUGCGCAGCUUUGACCGUGAUAUUCUUCAUAAUAACCAACGUUAAUGAAGCACACUGGAGAUUUGGCGAAGAAGAAUCGUCUGUCGAAAUAUCAAGUGCGCUGUUCACGGGUAUCUAUGGCAUGUGGAACGUUUAUGUUUUGACCGUCAUGUUCUUGUAUGCCCCCACUGCAACUGAUCCAGUAACUGCUCAAUACGAUGCGAACAGAGAAACUGUUGAAUUGACUGGAGCUGUUGACCCUACAUCUGGUGCAAGGGAGUCUAUUGUUUACGCAAUGGCUGGAAAAACUGCGCAAGAGUAAACCGCAACGACGGAACAACUGGGACUUCUGUGUAUGCGCGGAAUUUAGGACUGGGUCUUAUAUGAAACGGACGCGAAGUUAUCAUAAAAUAUCUCACCUCUUGUGGUUGGACAAAACAAGCUUCAUAUUUGUGAUUGGCUUAGAAUUAUAGAAUGUCUAUUAGAUAUACAUGUACACUGUUACUUUCAGGUAGUUGGUUUAGCUCAAAAAAUGAAGCAAAAACAAAAAUUGUUUCUGGUUGAAAGGUAGCAAGCAGCAAAAAGCGAGACUCUGGUUGAGGUGUGCGAAAACCAAUUUAUUUCUGCACGUUCAAAUUUUGUGUCGCUCCAUGCAAUGCAAAGACAGUGAGUUAUUUUUCAAAUACGAGAAGACAACUGUUUAAGGCCCGUGACACUGCAUCCAAUAUCCUCGGCUACUAGUAGAAUAUCUUGUUUUGCUUACAAAUUCAGUAACUCUUGUUUAAAGGUGCUUCCUUGCUGAAUCGAAAUCAAAGACAGCGAAUUUAGAUCGCAGAAAGGUUCUUGGAUUCAUGUGGGACUUUAAAUGGAGUAUUACAGACAUUGUAUUUUCAAUCGAUGUCUUUCGUUCUUUUCCUUAUUUGCUUGUUUUUUGUUGUUUUUGUUGUUGUUGUUGUUGUUGUUGUUGUUUUUGGUAGGUUAGUGCUUGUUCUAUUUGUUUCGUUUCGCAUUUUGUUUAAUGGCUUUGGUUAUAUUUAUUUCUUUUUUUUCGGUAUUUGUAAUUGUAAUAGACUUAUUAUAUAUAAUAUAUCUUCAUGAAUUCAAAAACAUUUAUUUUGCUAUAUGAACAUUGCAUUAUUUUAUUUAUAUAUUACAAUAAAAGAUGUCAUGAAGUAUUUA
This is a messenger RNA of Exaiptasia diaphana, 2670 nucleotides long. Its product is annotated as protein wntless homolog. Gene Ontology annotation, biological process: Wnt signaling pathway; intracellular protein transport; Wnt protein secretion. The transcript has 13 exons. The record is from RefSeq and is a predicted model, not a curated record. Gene Ontology annotation, cellular component: organelle membrane; endomembrane system. NCBI's taxonomy places the organism in Eukaryota, Metazoa, Cnidaria, Anthozoa, Actiniaria, Aiptasiidae. Bases 215 to 1813 code for a protein of 532 amino acids. Gene Ontology annotation, molecular function: Wnt-protein binding.